UGAAGUCACAAGUAGGGCCUAGGGGCCAGCCCUGCUCACCAUUCCUGUCAUGGACACAGCCCCACCCGUCUGAUGUCCCCACAGCUCCUGUGCGCCCUCCCCCUCUGCAGUGCCACCGGGGCUGGCGCACCAGCCUCCCCAUGUAUGAGCCAGGCCUGGGCUGCUGACUCUGCAAUGGCCCUUGCUGCAUGGGGGGGUGCUCUGGGACCAGGCUCGCCAUGCUGGGCCAGCCAGCACAUAGGGGCAGGAGGACGCGGUACAUCAGUACGGAGCUGGGCAUCCGACAGCGGCUCUUCGUGGGCGUGCUCACCUCCAAGAGUACGCUGAACACGCUGGCUGUGGCUGUGAACCGCACGCUGGGGCACCGGCUGGAACGGCUGGUAUACUUCACGGGCACGCGGGGCCGCAAGGUGCCGCAUGGCAUGACAGUGGUGACACACGGCGACGAGCGGCCCAUCUGGAACAUGUACCAGACCAUCAAGUACGUGCUGGACCACUAUGUGAGCGACUUCGACUGGUUCUACCUGGUGCAGGAUGACACCUACACCGAGGCCCACCGUGUCAGUCGCCUGGUCUCCCACCUCAGCAUUGACACUCUUCUCUAUCUGGGCCGGCCUGAAGAGUUCAUUGGGGGCGACACUGAGGGGCGGUACUGCUACGGAGUCAUCGACUACACAGCCAUCAACUGCGUGGAGGAGCACGAGGGCCUGCGGUACCAGUACUUUGAGCUGGGGAAGAAUACAGCCCCAGAGCGAGAGAGUGACCCCCGUUUCCAAAGCGCAUUCACUGCCCAUCCUGUGCUGGACCCUGUCCAGAUGUACAGGCUGCACAAGCACUUUGCCCAGGUGGAGUUGGAGAAGACCUACCAGGAGAUCCAGCAGCUCCAGCUGGAGAUCCAGAACACCAGCAGCCUGUCUGCAGACGGAGACCACGGAGCCACGUGGCCCAUUGGCAUCACGCCCCCAUUCCAGCCCAAGACACGCUUUGAGGUGCUGCGCUGGGACUACUUCACAGAGGAACAAUUGUACUCCUGUGUGGAUGGCUCCCCGAAGUGUGAACUGCACGGUGUGGACAUGGCAGAUGUGGCUGACGUGGUGGCCACGGCCAUGGAGGAGCUGACCCGCAAGUCCCAGCCAGUGCUGCACAUCCGCAAGCAGCAGCUGGUGAACGGGUACCGGCGCUUUGACCCCACACGGGGCAUGGAGUACACGCUGGACCUUCAGGUGGAGGUGGUGACGCAGAAGGGGCACAGCCGCUCGGUCAUCAAGCGCGUGCACCUGGUACGGCCCCUCAGUGAGGUGGAGAUCAUUCCCAUGCCCUAUGUGACUGAGGCCAGCCGCAUCAAUGUCAUCCUGCCACUGACAGCACAUGACCGGGACCAUGCUAGCCACUUCCUAGAAGUGUACGCAGCGGCCGCCUUUGAGAGCAGAGAGAACGCUGUACUCACCUUCCUCUUUAUCUACGACCCCUUCGAGGCCCAGCAGGUGGUGCAGAAUGACAUCUUUGCCCCGGUCAAGGCCAGGAUUGCUGAGUACGAGCGCAAGUAUGCUGAGGUGAAGAUCCCCUGGAUCAGCGUCAAGACAGAUGCGCCCUCCCAGAUUAAGGUCAUGGACAUCAUCUCCAAGAAGCACCCUGUGGACACACUUUUCUUUGUGGCUGGUGUGGACACUGAGGUCACCACUGACUUCCUGAGCCGCUGCCGCAUGAACACCAUCAACAGCUGGCAAGUCUUCUUCCCCAUCCAUUUUCAGGGCUACAACCCAGCCAUUGCCUACCACAACCAGGCACUGCCCGCUGCCCUGGACCUGCUGCGGGAUGCCGGGCGCUUUGACCGAGACGUCUUCCACGAGGCCUGCUUCUACAAUGCUGACUACAUGGCAGCACGCACCCGCAUGGCGGUCGACGCGCAGGAGAACGAGGACAUCUUGGAGACCUUGGACAUCUAUGACAUGUUCGUCAAGUACUCCAGCCUGCAUGUCUUCCGGGCCAUGGAGCCUGCCCUGCUGCAGCGCUAUCGGCAGCACGCCUGCAACCCGCGCCUCAGUGAGGAGAUGUACCACCGCUGCAUGCAGAGCAGCCUGGAGGGGCUGGGUUCCCGCUCUCAGCUGGCCAUGGUGCUCUUUGAGCAGGAGCAGGGCAACAGCACCUGAACUACAGGAGGGGCCAGUUUAGCCAGGCUCCCUACGACCUGCCCCCCUACGACCUGCCCCCUACGACCUGCCGUAUCUGCCCUGCUGGCUCCUGUUCUCCCCCCCCUUGGUGCAGUGGUCACUCUGCUGGGCUGGGGUGUGGAGGGGGGGACUGUCCUGUCAGGGGUCCUGUGAUCUCUUGGGGCAGGAAGGGGUCUCACUUGUGACUUGGUUAGAGGAUGGGGCUGGAAGUCAGGCCGCCUGGUUCUGAUCCCAGCUCUACUCUGGAUCCUGCCCGGUCUCAAUGUCUCCCUUACCCUGUGUUCAUGGGGCAGUGAUUCUGAGCAGCUCCUGGCAGGGGAGUUCUUGUGGGCUGGCCCCGAGGCAGGUCCAGGAUUUGCUCCAAUAACUCUGCUUCCGUGAAAUGGCCCCAGUAAUCUUGGUGCCUGGUAGAGGGGCCUGGAGUCUGCAGGGAGGAUAGAGCCCCUCUCUCCUCCAUUUGUCAUGUGGGCCAUGCAGGGGCUGCCUCCUCCCAGUGCAGCAUGGACCCUCUGCGCCUGUGUGUGGGGGAUGCCUAGCCCUGCCCCGCAGCUUCUGUGUGCUGGUGACAGGUACUGAUGUGGGUGGACAGGCCUGGCCAUGCAGCUCCAUCCCACAGCGAGGUGCAGCACCCCCAUCUCUUGCCUUCUGCCCCAUGAACUCUGCUGGUUCCAGUGGUCAGAGGCUCCCAUGGCUGGCAGGGUGGGGAGCUCUGGCCCUCCAGUAAUCACCUAACUUUGCUCCCCAGGUGCUGGUCACCUGGAAUUUGGAGGCUCUGAGAGCCUCCUGUUUGGUACAAUGUGGGGUGUUCUGCCCCAUACCCAUGGUGUCCCUGGAAUGUUGCUGGGCAAGAAGGAUUAGAGCUGCAGGCUCUAUUCGGCCUGAUCCAGGGCUCUGUGUCCCAGGGAGCACAGGGUGCUGGCUCCUGGCUUGUGUUCUUGCAAGCACAGCAGUGGCUCUGGGCAGCUGCUUUAAGUGCUGUUGUAGAACUGGGAGAGAGUGGGGGAUUGAGGGUUUCUCUGGUACGUAUGGAGAAUAAGGCAUUUAACUUCAGUACGGUGCAUCUCUGACAACAACCCGCUGGCCUGAACACUUAUAGGACUCAGGCCCCAGGACGUGGGGGUGCAGGGGCAGCAGGAGUCCUUCUAUGCAUUGACUGUGCUGCUCCCCAUGGGAACCAUGACCCAGGCCGUUUUGGCCUCUGCAGUAUUUUAUAUGUCUUGAGGUUGCAGCCCUUGGACGAGAGCCUCCCAUGGGAGGUUUGAGCUGUCUCUGCUGCUAGCCCAGCAGGCCUCACUCAGCUGCUCCUGCUGGUGCAGUCACCUGCUACUCAUGGGGCUACCUGAGGGGGUGGGGGAUCUAGCCCCCAUUGACCACAAUCUGAGCCCCGCACAGGAACACGUCUGCUUGGAAUCAGGCCCUUCUCUGAGCUGGCCUCCGUGGAAUUGUGCUCUCUGCACUGAGCUGCCGAUGCAAGACUGUUCCCGGGGAGUGGCAGUGCUGCUGGCCCUGCUAGAAAGAGUGGAACAGUUUGGGUGCACUCUGAGCCUCCCAAGGAGAAAACGACUGGAGUCAGAUUCGACUCCAGGUUUAUAUUUAAUGGCGGGGCUGGGUGAUUGUGUUUACACUGCAAUAAAAUGGAGAGGAGAA
Molecule: messenger RNA, 3818 nt
Organism: Pelodiscus sinensis (Chinese soft-shelled turtle)
Lineage: Eukaryota; Metazoa; Chordata; Testudines; Trionychidae
Source: RefSeq, a predicted model, not a curated record